This is a messenger RNA of Mollisia scopiformis, 510 nucleotides long. RefSeq lists its product as uncharacterized. Bases 1 to 510 code for a protein of 169 amino acids. The transcript is spliced from 2 exons. The record is from RefSeq and is a predicted model, not a curated record. Lineage: Eukaryota; Fungi; Ascomycota; Leotiomycetes; Helotiales; Mollisiaceae.
AUGUCCAGCGCCAUAGAUUACGCCCCAAUGUACCCGAUGUCCCAGCAGGCCCUGCCUUAUGCUCAACCACCUGAAGAUUGGCAACUACCAACAGAGACCCUUGGACGCCAGACACCUUUAAGUCAACCGCUAUUUCAAGGUCAACAAUCCCAUUUGCAGGCUUACGACCCUUUUCAAGGAUACGACUGGGGGCCGCAAGACCCCAACACGGCUCUGGAUCUUCUUGCACUGGCUGCUCUGGACCCUGAACUGCCGCCAGUACCAAAGGAACACGCUGUCUCCGCAGAAACCGAUUCCCGUAUUGCUCAAUUAGAAGCCCGAAUCAAAAGACUAGAAGGGACAAUGAAGGAGCAGUUGAUUGAGUUUUUGGAGGGAGUCGAACUUUACGUGGACAAGUUGAUGGAAUGGGCAAAGCUUUCCAAGCGAGUAGUUGAUAAUUUCAUAGCAGAUAUUAAAGUAGCAAAGGAAUCGCUUGGAGGAAAUGAGGGACGCGGAGAUGGAGCAGUUUGA